Aphidius gifuensis is the source of this 1735-nucleotide messenger RNA. It is a transcript of the gene Xbp1, whose product is annotated as X-box-binding protein 1. Gene Ontology annotation, cellular component: nucleus. Gene Ontology annotation, molecular function: DNA-binding transcription factor activity, RNA polymerase II-specific; RNA polymerase II transcription regulatory region sequence-specific DNA binding. Lineage: Eukaryota; Metazoa; Arthropoda; Insecta; Hymenoptera; Braconidae. The coding region runs from base 274 to 1140 and encodes 288 amino acids. The record is from RefSeq and is a predicted model, not a curated record. The transcript is spliced from 3 exons.
AUGUAAAUAGUAUUGUCAGUUACAUCAGAAAUUUCAUCAAGUAAGGAAAUCGAAAUGAAGAAAAAAGUUGAAUGUAAAAACGUGAUGACCAAGAUUCAUUUUAUCGUUGGUUUUCAUUAAGUGAACAACAAAAUUUUUCAACAAAUAAAUUAACAAUAGUUAUUAAAAGUUUAUUAAUAAUUUAAUAAUUGUAUUUAUUGGUUAUUUAUUUAAAUAUUUAUAACCAUAUUGUGAAUUUUUUAUUUUAUUUUUGUUUUAUUUUGAUGGCCUAUAAUGAGUUCAAUGAGAAGUGUCAUCAUAACAUUGCCUAAAGGCAUGCAAAAAUCAACAAUUGUUGGUGCUGAUUUUAAUUUAACAUCAUUAUUAAAUAAUAAUAAUAAUUUUAAACAACAACAAUUACAAAAUAUUGGAGUUAAAAUGGAGCCAGAAUAUGAUGAUAUGGAAUAUACUGAUAAUGAUGACGUUAAACAAGAUGGUUGGAGUAAAGGAAAAAAAAGGAGGCUUGAUCAUUUAACAUGGGAAGAAAAAUUACAACGAAAAAAAUUAAAAAAUCGUGUUGCUGCACAAACAUCACGUGAUCGUAAAAAAGCAAAAUUAGAUGAACUUGAAGACACAGUACGUGCAUUAAAAGAAAGUAAUGAUAUGUUAACUGAAGAAUGUUCAUUAUUAAGAAGUCAAAAUGAUACAUUAAUGGCUGAAACAUUAAAGCUACGUAAAGAAUGUGAAAUAAAUAAAAAUAAAAUUGAUAAUAAUUAUUGUAAAAAAUGUCAUGAUAAUGUCAAUUGUAAUGCUACCUCACUGGGAUCAGCUGUAUCCCCAAUUAACCCUCUGCCGCAGGGUGGAGCAAUACAAAUGGCAUCAUUGAUGACACCAAAUGCAAAAUUAAUAAUCAAGAUAAUGAUACUUUAUUUCCUUUCGACGAAAUCCUUGAACAUUUACAAGGAACAAAUAUCAAUGAACUCGAUGAAUUUGCAGAAGAUCUUUUGCGAGAAGUUACAGCCCAAAUUCAAGCAAAUACUAAUCAAUCUAAUGAACAGACCCCAGUUACAGAAAAUACCAUUGAAAAAUCUGACGAUACAGAAAGAAUGGUGGGGACGUCAUCAAAAAAUGUGGACACCAGUAGAAUCAGUAAAAGCAUAAAUAAUAUAAAUGAUUAUUCAUCAUUAGCUCCAUGUAUUGUACCAAUAUUAUCAGAUGAUAUAUUAGAUCAACAAACAAUACAAUUAAAUAAUAAUGAUACAGAAGGAUCGUUUGAUAUUAACAUUAAAAAAGAAAAUAAAACAGCUAAAAAUAACUUGUGUGAUACAGUUUAUGGUACUUAUGAUGAGGCAACAAAUUGCAUAACAAUAUUAUGUCAAAAUGAUGGUGAUAAUAUUAAUAGCAUUGAAGUAAAUGAAAUAAUACAAGAUGAUGAUUUAUUAAAAAAUAGCCAUCUUAAUAAUGACAGUAUUAAAAAUUCACCAGCAUAUACAUUUACUGAUUCUUUAUCACCAUCAAGUAUAAACUCAGAUGAUUCAGAUUUAAUAAAUUUUACAAAACAAAAUGAUUCAAAUUUAUCUGAUUAUGGAUAUGAAUCACAUGAUUCAUUAAAUAUUGAUAAAUAUACUACAAAUUGUUGUGAUGAACUUGCUGACAUUCCUUAUGAAUUAUUUCCAAGUUUAGUUUGAUAAAUAAGUGUCCAUUUGUCUUUGGAUAAUUAUAAACAUUUAAUUAUCAUUUAUAUGAUCUGGAAUUU